AUGGUCAUGGAGCUCGAGACCUGCUCAAGUGUGUUCGACGACCUGUCCCGCAAAGUCUUUGGCAAGCCAAACGAGCCCAGGACGAUGAUCGCUUCAUUGAAUCAAGUUCUCAAUUCUUGGACCACCGAUGGUGUGCACGACCCGGAGGUUUUCGAGGGUGUUCUGAAAACUGUUUUCGGCAAUGACAAGCGCUUUUUCGGUGCUCCAUCUGGUCCUGUCUCUGGGUAUGGCCGUGGGGUGGUCGCGAGUUGUAUUGCCCACCCCGUGGAACCGAGCAAAUCGGGAAAUACCCGGUUUCGGAACUUUCUCCUGCACGGCUUCAUCCAUAGUCUGUUGCGAUUCGGAGAGACUCUAGGUCUUGAGAAAUCCCGAGAUCAAUAUCUGCAAUGGGUGUCGGCGCUACCGCAAAAAUGUACAUUUCCACGUGUGAGACUUGUCCGAGAACGUUUGCGUCUACAUGAAGUCCCGAGCGAUGGCUCAACAAACUCUCAGCGGGAUUCCAGCCAUCAUGAAAUGGUUGAUCAAGCAGCAGAAGCCCAAUUUGCCUUGUGA
Molecule: messenger RNA, 552 nt
Organism: Fonsecaea erecta
Lineage: Eukaryota; Fungi; Ascomycota; Eurotiomycetes; Chaetothyriales; Herpotrichiellaceae
Exons: 1
Coding region: 1-552 (183 amino acids)
Source: RefSeq, a predicted model, not a curated record